Messenger RNA from Apis mellifera (honey bee), 1510 nucleotides. Its product is annotated as SH3 domain-binding protein 5 homolog. Gene Ontology annotation, cellular component: cytoplasm. The transcript is spliced from 8 exons. The record is from RefSeq and is a predicted model, not a curated record. Gene Ontology annotation, molecular function: protein kinase inhibitor activity. Bases 204 to 1484 code for a protein of 426 amino acids. Lineage: Eukaryota; Metazoa; Arthropoda; Insecta; Hymenoptera; Apidae. Gene Ontology annotation, biological process: negative regulation of protein tyrosine kinase activity; intracellular signal transduction.
CAGAAGUAUCUAUAUUCCAUAUCUUAAUGUGCGUAAUUGUUUAACGUUUUCUUUUUAAAAUAUGAAUGACAACAGAUAAUUUUAUAUGCUAAUUAUUAUAAAAGUUAUUUAUUAUUUAAAGAAUUAUAUAUAUUCAUAAAAACUCACAAUGAAUUGAAUUUUAUAAUUAUGAGAUAAGUUAUUUAAAUGUCAAUAAUUAAAGAAUGGAUGUUACGGAUAAUGCUGAUGGAUCUUUAGAUCCUCGCAUACAGAUUGAAUUGGAAAAUUUAAAUGAUGCAACAGAUGAUAUAAAUAAACUUGAAACUGAAUUAGAUGAAGCUCAUACUGCUUUUAGACAAUUAUUAUCUGAAACCACUAAAAGAUUAAAAGAAAUAUUAAAUAAGGUAGGAAAUAGUUAUGUUGAAAAAGCAAGAUGUUAUUAUGAAGCACUUGAAGUAGCACGUCAAGCUCAGGUAAAAUGUCAACAACAAGCUCAACUAUUUCAAAGAGCAAGUGAAAUUCAUGCAGCAGCAAAAGAAACUGUAGCAUUAGCUGAAAGUAGAUUUAUGUCACAUCAACAUGAAUGGAAUUUUGAUCAAGCUUGGCAGGAUAUGCUAAAUCAUGCAACUCUUAAAGUUAUGGAUGCUGAAAAUCAAAAAGCAGAAUGUGGUAGAGAACAUUAUAGAAGAGCAGUAUUAUUUAAUGAUGCUGAAAAAAAACUAUUACAAUUAGAAGAAAAACAUCAUCGUUCCAUAAUAAAAGCACGACCAUAUUUUGAAGUUAAAGCACAAUGCGAUCAGAUGUUAGCAACUCAAAAAGAACGAGUUGAAUGUUUACAAAAAGCAAUACAAGAUGCAAAAUCUAAUUAUGCCACAAGUCUCCGUAGAUUAGAAGAAAUUAGUAAUCAAAUACAUCAACAGCGUCAGGAUUAUGCUUUCAUAGCUAAUGGACCACGAGAACCAGGUGUUGGUGCAGAAUUAGUUAGUCCACAAAAGACUUCAAAUUAUGACAUAGAAUUUAAUCAAUCAAAUAGCAAUAGAACAAAGGAUAUUAUGAAUAAUCAAAUGAAAUAUAAUAGAAUACAAGAUUAUGAUAAUUCUUGUCAAUUACAAGAAGAUAUAGAAUAUCUUGGAAAAAGAUCAGUUGAUGGAAGUGAAGCAAUAUCUUCUCAAUGGGAGUUAGAACUAGAAGCUAAUUUAGAAAAUUUAAAUAAUUUAUCUCUUGAGAAUUCUGUACUUGAUCAUGAUAGUAAAAAUGAAAGUACCAAUUUACAUUUUUAUAAUGAAGAGAAUUCAAAAUCAAAUAAGUUUUUAGAAAAAUUAAAUUAUAAAUUUUCACAAGAUAAAGAUCAUUCUAUUCAAAAUUUAAAGCAAUCAAAAAAUCUGUUUAAAACUUUGAAAAGUCCAUUUGUAAAUAAAUCUUUAAUGACAUAUUUUGAAGAACCAAUAACAAGAAGUGCGUUAUUACAUACAAUAGACAAACAUUUAGAGAGUUGUUCAAAGUGAUAUACGAGCUGACCCGAGAAUCCAAA